This is a messenger RNA of Odobenus rosmarus divergens (Pacific walrus), 3157 nucleotides long. RefSeq names its product ELKS/RAB6-interacting/CAST family member 1 (gene ERC1). The record is from RefSeq and is a predicted model, not a curated record. Gene Ontology annotation, cellular component: cytoskeleton of presynaptic active zone. The transcript is spliced from 16 exons. Lineage: Eukaryota; Metazoa; Chordata; Mammalia; Carnivora; Odobenidae. Bases 404 to 3157 code for a protein of 917 amino acids. Gene Ontology annotation, biological process: neuromuscular synaptic transmission; maintenance of presynaptic active zone structure; regulation of synaptic plasticity. Gene Ontology annotation, molecular function: structural constituent of presynaptic active zone.
CGGUGGUGGCGGUGGUGGCGGCGGCGGUGGUGGCGGCGUCCGGGCGGCAGCAGCAGCAACACCAACAGCAGCAGCCCUGAGGAGGGUGAGACGGCCGCCGUGGCGGCAGCUCGGAAGUCGGGCGGGACCGAGAGCUUCCCGCCUGCCGCUGGCGCUGGGGCUUUUUUUGCCUUUUCUUAGCUUGCUUCUUCCUCACGGCCCUGGCUAGGGCUGGGCAGCGCGCCCCCGGGGAGGGGCGGAGCUGUAGAUAUGGUAUAAGGUAUUUCUUCAAGACUGGACAGCCGAAGACCUGUUACUCCUGAUUAGCCUUAAGCAGACUUAUAGCCAUCGAGAAACCUCACGGAAUUUCAUAUUUUGCUUUCUGCUUUACACCUUUCUUGGCACCCACGUUCAUCUUGCAACCAUGUAUGGAAGUGCUCGCUCAGUUGGGAAGGUGGAACCGAGCAACCAGAGCCCUGGGCGUUCACCUAGGCUUCCACGUUCCCCUCGCUUGGGUCAUCGUCGAACCAACAGUACAGGAGGGAGUUCUGGAAGCAGUGUUGGAGGUGGCAGUGGGAAAACCCUUUCAAUGGAGAAUAUCCAAUCCUUAAAUGCUGCCUAUGCCACAUCUGGCCCUAUGUACCUAAGUGACCAUGAAAAUGUGGGUUCAGAAACACCUAAAAGCACUAUGACGCUUGGCCGUUCUGGGGGACGUCUGCCGUAUGGUGUCAGGAUGACUGCUAUGGGCAGUAGCCCCAAUAUAGCUAGCAGUGGUGUUGCUAGUGACACCAUAGCAUUUGGAGAGCAUCACCUCCCUCCUGUGAGUAUGGCUUCCACUGUUCCUCACUCUCUUCGUCAGGCAAGAGAUAAUACAAUCAUGGAUUUGCAGACACAGCUGAAAGAAGUAUUAAGAGAAAAUGAUCUCUUGCGGAAGGAUGUGGAAGUAAAGGAGAGCAAAUUAAGUUCUUCAAUGAACAGCAUUAAGACUUUUUGGAGCCCAGAGCUGAAGAAAGAACGAGCCCUGAGAAAAGAUGAAGCUUCCAAAAUCACUAUUUGGAAGGAACAGUAUAGAGUUGUGCAGGAGGAAAACCAGCACAUGCAGAUGACAAUCCAGGCUCUCCAGGAUGAAUUGCGGAUCCAAAGGGACCUGAACCAGCUGUUUCAGCAAGAUAGUAGCAGUAGGACUGGUGAACCCUGUGUGACAGAGCUGACGGAGGAGAACUUUCAGAGGCUACAUGCUGAGCAUGAGCGGCAGGCCAAAGAGCUGUUCCUUCUUCGAAAGACUUUGGAGGAAAUGGAGCUGCGUAUUGAGACUCAGAAGCAAACUCUAAAUGCUCGGGAUGAAUCCAUCAAGAAACUUCUGGAGAUGUUGCAGAGCAAAGGACUUUCUGCUAAGGCUACUGAAGAAGACCAUGAGAGAACAAGACGACUGGCAGAGGCAGAGAUGCAUGUCCACCACCUAGAAAGCCUUUUGGAGCAGAAGGAAAAAGAGAACAGUGUGUUGAGAGAGGAGAUGCAUCGGAGAUUUGAGAAUGCUCCUGAUUCUGCCAAAACAAAAGCUCUGCAAACUGUUAUUGAAAUGAAGGAUUCAAAAAUUUCCUCUAUGGAGCGUGGGCUCCGAGACUUGGAAGAGGAAAUUCAGAUGCUGAAAUCAAAUGGGGCCUUGAGUACUGAAGAACGGGAAGAAGAAAUGAAACAAAUGGAGGUCUAUCGGAGCCAUUCUAAAUUUAUGAAAAAUAAGAUUGGUCAGGUGAAGCAGGAGCUGUCCAGAAAGGACACAGAACUACUAGCCCUACAGACAAAGCUAGAAACACUCACAAACCAGUUCUCGGACAGUAAGCAACACAUUGAAGUGCUGAAGGAGUCCUUGACUGCUAAAGAACAACGGGCUGCCAUCCUGCAGACCGAGGUGGAUGCUCUCCGAUUGCGUUUGGAAGAGAAGGAAACCAUGUUGAAUAAGAAGACAAAACAAAUUCAGGAUAUGGCUGAGGAGAAGGGGACACAAGCUGGAGAGAUACAUGACCUCAAGGACAUGCUGGAUGUGAAAGAGAGGAAGGUUAAUGUUCUUCAGAAGAAGAUUGAAAAUCUUCAAGAGCAACUUAGAGAUAAGGAGAAGCAAAUGAGCAGCUUGAAAGAACGAGUCAAAUCCUUGCAGGCUGACACUACCAACACCGACACAGCCUUGACAACUUUGGAGGAGGCCCUUGCAGAGAAAGAGCGGACAAUUGAACGCUUAAAGGAGCAGCGGGACAGAGAUGAACGAGAGAAGCAAGAGGAAAUUGAUAACUACAAAAAAGAUCUUAAAGACUUGAAAGAAAAAGUCAGCUUAUUGCAAGGCGACCUCUCAGAAAAAGAGGCUUCACUCUUGGAUCUGAAAGAGCAUGCUUCUUCCCUGGCUUCCUCAGGACUGAAAAAGGACUCACGGCUUAAGACACUGGAGAUUGCUUUGGAACAGAAGAAGGAGGAGUGUCUGAAAAUGGAAUCACAAUUGAAAAAGGCACAUGAGGCAACAUUGGAAGCCAGAGCCAGUCCAGAGAUGAGUGACCGAAUACAGCAAUUGGAGAGAGAGAUUGCUAGGUUCAAAGAUGAAUCUAGCAAGGCCCAGGCAGAAGUUGACCGCCUCUUGGAAAUAUUGAAGGAAGUGGAAAAUGAGAAGAAUGACAAAGAUAAGAAGAUUGCAGAGUUGGAAAGUCUCACCUCAAGGCAAGUGAAAGACCAGAAUAAGAAGGUAGCAAAUCUGAAACACAAGGAACAGGUGGAAAAGAAGAAGAGUGCACAGAUGCUUGAGGAGGCUCGACGAAGGGAGGACAAUCUCAACGACAGCUCCCAACAACUACAGGUGGAGGAAUUACUGAUGGCCAUGGAGAAAGUGAAGCAGGAACUGGAGUCCAUGAAAGCAAAGCUGUCCUCUACUCAACAGUCUCUGGCAGAAAAGGAAACUCAUUUGACCAAUCUCCGUGCAGAAAGAAGGAAACACUUAGAGGAAGUUCUGGAGAUGAAGCAAGAAGCUCUUCUGGCUGCCAUUAGUGAAAAAGAUGCCAACAUAGCUCUUUUGGAGCUUUCAUCCUCUAAGAAAAAGACCCAAGAGGAAGUGGCUGCACUGAAGCGGGAGAAGGAUCGUCUGGUGCAGCAGCUCAAGCAGCAGACACCAAACAGAAUAAAAUGUCUAGCAGACUAG